CAAUCGAAGUACAUGUAUGUGAGCCUCACAAUCGUAGCGUUUUGCAGGUCCACCGUCCAGGUCGUAGAGUGGGUCAUAUCUGGUCUCAGCUGAAAAAGCCAAAAUGGGUUGCUUUUUUUCCAAGAAAUCCAAGAGAAAGUCGUCUGAGAAGGAGGAGCGCACGCCGACAACCACCACCGUCGAGACCGCAGGUAACGCGGUUCCCCUCGGCAACAACACCGACGAGGAGCCGAAGCAGUACAGCUGGGACAAGAGAGAGAAGGUUGACCCCAAAGACUACAUGUUGACGGGGCUCAAAGAUGUCACAGUGGUGCGACUCCCUGGCAAACUGAACGGCCAGCAGUUUGUCAUCCAAGAGUGUGAGAACUGUAACAUCUACGUCUUUGACCACUCCGCAACCAUCACCAUCGACGACUGCAUCAACUGUCGCAUUUUUCUAGGACCUGUAAAGGGAAGCAUCUUUUUCAGAGACUGUAAAGACAUCAAGUGCGUGGUGGCCUGUCAGCAGUUUCGCACGCGGGACUGUAAGAAGAUGGAGGUGUUCCUGUGCUGUGCCACUCAGCCCAUCAUCGAGUCAUCCACGGGUAUGAAGUUCGCCUGCUUUCAGUACUACUACCCUGAACUGGCCUUCCACUUCAAGGAUGCUGGGCUGAGCAUAUUCAACAACAACUGGAGCAACAUCCAUGAUUUCACGCCAGUGUCGGGGGAGAAUAACUGGAGCUUGUUGCCAGAGGCCUCGCCCGUUCUGGAUUUUGUUCCAGUGCCAGAUCCAGAGUCUGAGUUCAAGUCAGUUCGAAUUUCCAUGGAACCCUCAAGGAGUAUCGUGCCUUUGACAAAAGGAGGGAGGCGAAAGGAUAGUGAAGAGUCUUGCUUGUUUGUCUUCUUUUCUGGAGAAUACACCACUGCAAAUGCCCGGAAAUUGAUUGAUGAGGCAGCCACUAAAGGUUAUGUAUUGGUCCAGACAAAGGAGGUCUCUAUGCGGCCUGAAGAUGUGAAGAGGGUCUUUCAGGGCAACGCAGAUGAUCUUGUGGAGUGGAUCACUAAAGGUCCUGUCAUAGCCCUUGAACUGAACGGUGAUGGAGUUGUUGAAGCCUGCAAGAGCAUUGCCAGUGAAGUGUUCAGUGGCACCAAGGUUUUUGUCUCGGACAACAAAAACACAUCUACUCGAGAUGUGGACAACUUCUUCAACUUUGCUGACAUGCAGAUGGGCUUGUAGAUGGUUAGCAAUUAAACUGAUGCCUGAAGAUAAUGAGAUUUUUAUGCCCUCCUCCCUACCGUCCAACUUGGGCUGAAUAUGAAUUAUUAUUUUUGUUGUUAUUAUUAUUAGCCUCAUUUUGUCAUUGCAAAGUAGCCACGACUGGAGAACAGUUUUGAGCUGUGUUUGAUAAAGCCUUUAAUCGAACAAAUAAGUUUCAAUGGUCUGCAGAGAAAAUGUAAUUCCCCUUUGAUUCAGAAGAAUUUGCUGUAACUAGGGCUGGGUGGUGUUUUGACUUUUUAAUUAAUUUAUAAACUGUGCUGGAGCCACCUUUUCUUUGGGGUGUAAUACUUUGAAUUGGUUUUAAAACCUUGUGUUACCCACAGAGUAUGUGUUCACUUCAAACACACACACAAAAAGAUCUUAAGCACAGAAGAAUCUUUUUUUUCAAAGUAUGUCACACUCACAUUCAAAACACAAAUAUGGGCUGGAUUUGUAACUGCUGAUUAACGUGUAGUUUCACACACGUUUCAGUUACUGCUUUCUGAGUAACUGUGUCAUCUGAAAACAGAAAAUGGAAAAAUGAACAUGAUUGGUUUAAUUGGAAGAGCAACUGGAUUAAGAUAAAUGAGAAUAGAAGUUGGAGAGAAGAAAGCAGAUGGCAUUUGCUGGUUGACAGUAAAUAUAAUGCAAAUACCUACUGUUUGAUUGUUCCAUAAUAAAAUCAUAAUCACUAAUAUUUAUUGAUGAGGUAUAUGCCAUUUGUUGCCAUUCUGUCAGGAAAAGAUUGAUUGAUUUUUUAUUUUUUUUUGGCCACAUUGCCCAGCCCUACCAUUUAAAACUUCAUUUGUAAAAAGUGCUGUGAAUAUUUAUAUUUCUAUGAAUGUUUUUUGGGUAAUUCAAUUGCUUUUAUCCAUUGUGAAUGUAGUUUACUGUAAGUUUGAAUAUUAUUUUAAAAUGUCUUAAAACUGGGACAAAAAAAUGAGCACAAGACUGGCCAUUGGGCUACAUUUUAUGUAUGAAGAUCCAACAAUAUAUAAAUAUACUGUGUAUUUUCUUUAUAAAGAUCUGUUUGUGUGUGUAUUUUGGAUAAUGGUUUAAUAUGUGUAUAGCUGAAAGUCGAUGUAUAGGUGAUUACUACAUCUUUGAUAUUUGUUAGGCCAAAGCCAGAUUGUUACAAUUGAAGUGUAUACUGCUGUGUUGUCAGAUUUAGUCAUCUGUUUCCAUUAACUUGUGCAAACAUGUAAUAUGGCUGGACUUUUUAAUGAAAGGGACUUGUCAUCAUUUUUUUAAAUUAUUUUAUAUUUGUUUUAUACUCUACUGAAUGUCUUUGUAUAGAAACAAAUGAAAAUCCAUUAUAAUUUUGUUUUUUAAAGUUU
This is a messenger RNA of Cololabis saira (Pacific saury), 2574 nucleotides long. RefSeq names its product RP2 activator of ARL3 GTPase (gene rp2). Gene Ontology annotation, biological process: post-Golgi vesicle-mediated transport. The transcript is spliced from 5 exons. Bases 104 to 1216 code for a protein of 370 amino acids. Gene Ontology annotation, molecular function: GTPase activator activity. The record is from RefSeq and is a predicted model, not a curated record. NCBI's taxonomy places the organism in Eukaryota, Metazoa, Chordata, Actinopteri, Beloniformes, Belonidae. Gene Ontology annotation, cellular component: periciliary membrane compartment; cilium.